AUGUCCUCAGCUGUUGUAGGAGAAACACUAGACCUGGAACCCAGUUUGUUACUGGACUUGUGGAAGAGGAAACACAAACAUUUCCAAAUGAAUAACCGAAAGGAAGAUAUGGAGAUUGCUUCCCACUACCGUCAUCUUCUGCGUGAGCUUAACGAGCAGAGACAGCACGGCAUCCUCUGCGAUGUUUGCAUUAUAGUGGAGGGGAAGAUAUUUAAGGCUCACAAAAACGUUCUGCUUGGGAGUAGUCGCUACUUCAAAACGCUGUACUGUCAGGUACAGAAAACCUCCGACCAGGCCACCGUCACCCAUUUAGACAUUGUAACUGCGCAAGGCUUCAAAGCAAUCAUUGACUUCAUGUAUUCCGCACACCUAGCGCUGACCAGCAGAAACGUCAUUGAGGUGAUGUCAGCCGCUAGCUAUCUGCAGAUGACAGAUAUUGUACAAGCCUGUCACAAUUUCAUAAAAGCAGCUCUCGACAUAAGCAUAAAGUCCGAUGCCUCGGAUGACCUCGUCGAUUAUGAACUUGGAGCCCCUUCCAGCAGUAGCACAGAUGCUUUGAUUUCAGCAGUCGUGGCUGGCAGGAGUAUAUCUCCCUGGUUAGCUCGGCGAACAAGUCCGGCAAACUCUUCUGGAGAUUCAGCUAUUGCCAGCUGCCACGAAGGAGGGAGCAGUUACGGAAAAGAGGAUCAAGAACCAAAAACAGACAGCCACGAAGACAUUUCAUCCCAGUCUCUUUGGUCUAGUGACAUGGGCUAUGGGUCUUUACGUAUCAAAGAGGAGCAGGUUUCACCGUCACAUUAUGGAGGGAGUGAACUACAUUCUGCCAAGGAUAGUGCAAUACAGAAUGCGUUCUCAGAACAAGGAGUAGGGGAUGGCUGGCAACCCACUGGGCGCAGGAAGAACCGAAAAAAUAAAGAAACUGUGCGGCAUAUUACGCAGCAAGUGGAGGAUGACAGCAGGGCAAGUUCUCCAGUGCCAUCUUUCUUACCUGCCUCAGGAUGGCCGUACAGCAGUCGAGACCCAAGUGCCGACGUGACGGUCACAGAGCCCAGCAGCUCGGACAGCAGGGUGGAGCGCCCCGACCCCUACGCGAACGUCGACGAAGCCCUCCUCGGUGGGGAGGCCAGCUACAUCUCUCAGCCCCUGACCCCAGAGAAGGAGGAUGCGCUCCAGGCUGCCACCGUCGCCAACCUGCGCGCGGCUCUCAUGAGUAAGAACAGUUUGCUGUCUCUGAAAGCCGACAUGCUGGGAGAGGAUAGUUCUCUGCUGUUUGAGUACUUACCCAAAGGCACGCAUUCUCUCUCUCUCAACGAGUUCACGGUCAUCAGGAAGAAAUUCAAGUGCCCGUACUGCAGUUUUUCAGCCAUGCACCAGUGCAUCCUGAAGAGACACAUGCGAUCCCACACGGGAGAAAGACCCUAUCCCUGUGAGAUCUGUGGGAAGAAGUUCACCCGUCGGGAGCACAUGAAGCGGCACACCUUG
Molecule: messenger RNA, 1482 nt
Organism: Pelecanus crispus (Dalmatian pelican)
Lineage: Eukaryota; Metazoa; Chordata; Aves; Pelecaniformes; Pelecanidae
Source: RefSeq, a predicted model, not a curated record